CCGACUUCCUGUGUGACAUUAGAAGGUUUGCGUGUGCAGUAUUUGUAUAGCCUCAGACGGAAAGAUGCUCAGACUUCUCAGCCUAUCUCGCUGUGUAUCAUAAUUUCUGAGCGUGGGCAUGAAGGAAGAUUCUAAUUGUGGACUCGAGACGUGACGUUUUAGUAUCCUUUGAGCAAACAGCAGUGACUUGCGCUGACACAUCGCUCCUCACACGUGUGAUGUGAAACAUGGAUCAUCCUGCGUAUCAUGGGCCGAUAAGCAAACAGAGAUGUGAGGAGCUGCUCGGCAAGAAAGGACGGGAUGGAACAUACCUCAUUCGGGACAGCGAGACCAUUCAGGGAGCUCUCUGCCUCUGUGUGUACAAACAAAAAGUGGUCUAUACUUACAGGAUCCUCCAAACCCACACUGGAUACUUCACUCUACAGGCUAGCUCAGGUGUAGAGGAGAAGUUUUUCAAGACGUUGAAGGAUCUUAUUCAUAAUUACAAGCAAAAGAAUCAAGGACUUGCAACACACUUACGCCGUUCGCCGAAAAGAAAAACGCUGCAAGAUCAGCCAUUGCAAUGUGCAGAACCACUAGUGCCUAACGAGGAAAAUGACUAUGAAAAUGUUGACUGCUCAGGGGACUAUGUUGUUGUUCUGCCGGACUGAUUUAGUCACAAUGUGACGUUCUGACUGGAUCAGCUAAUAUGGACGAUAUAGAUGUGCUAUUACAGUUUCCGAGAACUUUCUGGCCAUUUUCACCUCAAAUAUGGGAAAUGC
This is a messenger RNA of Sinocyclocheilus anshuiensis, 761 nucleotides long. Its product is annotated as SH2 domain-containing protein 1B. Gene Ontology annotation, biological process: negative regulation of bone resorption; positive regulation of B cell differentiation; regulation of immune response. Lineage: Eukaryota; Metazoa; Chordata; Actinopteri; Cypriniformes; Cyprinidae. The transcript is spliced from 4 exons. Bases 228 to 650 code for a protein of 140 amino acids. Gene Ontology annotation, cellular component: cytosol. The record is from RefSeq and is a predicted model, not a curated record.